CUCUUCUAUUUGCUCACUACGUUCUCUCUCUCAUCUCUACCCAUAUAUAAAAUCAUUACCAUCUCUCGUUAACUCACACAACGGAACCAGGAACAAGAAACCAAACACCCAACGAAUCACUGCUUCCAUAUCCACCUCCAGAUUAUUCACUUCAAAAGGUCGGCAACGAGAUUUUGAUAGUAUCGAUUAAGAUUAUAAAGAUGUCGUUUACAAGGAAAACUAUCCUUAGAAGAACUCAGAAGAAGUGCACACCAAAACAUUUAAGAAGAAAAUUUGGGCUUCUUGUAAGGCACAAGGGUUGUACGAAGCGCGCACACGCCUAUCUCCAAAAUUUGCAGACUAUGCUUAAAUUUCUAAAGCUAAAUGCCUACCUGGAUGAGCUAAAUGACAAGACUGAUGUGAUACUUGCCGAGAUGCGAGAGAUAAAAGCCGAACAAGAAGAGUUGAACGCUGAAGAGGAAGAGGUAAUUGCCGAACUGGAAACCACGGAAAGCGAAAUAAAAGAAUUAGAAAAAACAUUUGAAGAUAUGUUGCAGAAACACAUGGAAGAGGCAAUUGCUAGGGACCUAUGAAUUUACCAGAGGAUAGAGCCCUUAUAGGAACUCAAGAAAAUAGCAGCUCUUAGACGUUGAAUAGACAUCAUGGUUGGAGCAAAUCGAUACACGCACACACACAUACACACACACACAUAUAUAUAUAUAUGAACAUUACAAUUGCUUAUGCAAAUUAACGAUUGGAAUUAUAGGAGCAAGUAAUAAUUUAGAAUGAAAUAUUAUCUUGCGUGAUUUCAACUGUUAUUUUUAUCUUUGUUAUUUGUUUUUUCCAA
Molecule: messenger RNA, 826 nt
Organism: Olea europaea var. sylvestris
Lineage: Eukaryota; Viridiplantae; Streptophyta; Magnoliopsida; Lamiales; Oleaceae
Exons: 5
Coding region: 201-572 (123 amino acids)
Source: RefSeq, a predicted model, not a curated record